AUGUAUAUGUGCGUUCCUUCGGUAUACGUCAGUAGUUCACCCUAUCUAGCUCGAGAACCAAAUCUCAAAUUACAAUUUGUUGCCCACUACCUGUCUGUGACAGCUAAAGUUGAAGAACAUGCGGUCAGCCCUGACAAAAUAAUCGAAGACAUAGGCGGAUGCGGACGCUUUCAAAUGCGGAUGGCCAACGUUGUUCAUCUUAUCAAGACGAUCGUCUGCUUCACUUCUUUCGGGAUGAUUGUUAUAUCGGCAACUCCAUCGUGGUGGUGUGAGGACGAUCUAAUUACUAAUAAUUUGACGUCAUGCGUUACUUUUCGGAAUGACACAUCUAUUGAUAACUGUCCAAAGAAAACAUGUACUGUAAACGGAACGGCUUGUCGAAGACUGAAUUUUGAUAAAAGCUUAACUACAUUCGUCAGUGAGUUCCGUCUGGUGUGUGCACGUGACUUUAUUCCAAAUACAAUAAAUUCAGUUCAAAUUGCUGGCACCCUGGUAGGCAACGUGGCUGCAGAACAAAUCACAGAUUUGAUAGGAAGAAAACCUCCUUUCUUUACUUCAAUACUUUUAAUUAUGUCUUUCAACAUUUUUGGUUACUUUUCCACAGGCUGGGAAAUCGCGUUACCCGAAAGUUUCCGGUGGUACAUAGCUCAUGAUAAUCCGAAAAAAGCUGAAAAAAUUAUCAAAUCCAUAGCAAAGUACAACAAACAUGAAGAGUUUGAUAUAGAAAAGGCCCUGCAGAAACCUGAAGCACAUAGUAAAGAUCAGAAAUACACGGUCUUUCAUUUGUUCAAGUUAGCUCUUGGUAUUGUGUCGUUUGGGAUAUCAUUUGGAAUCCAGUCACUCUCGGGAAGUAUAUAUCUUAAUGUAUUCUUGUUUGCCCUCACUGGAAUUCCAAGUAAAGCAAUUGCGCUCUGGCUACAGAACAGAUAUGGUCGACGGGCUGCAGCAAUCUUCUGCUUUGUUUCCGUCGCUAUUUGUGGUCUGGUUGCCGGCAUUGUACAGACGUUUGAAAUAUUGGAUUUGGUACUCUCAGCGUCACAGGACGAGUUGGAGCUAUACUCGGACCACAAACCAGAGAUUAACGAAAUUCGUGAAAUUCAUGAAAUUCCUGACCAUAACCUGUCUCCAUUACUUUGUCGGUUCCUAGUCACCGUUAGAAAGCAAGAUGGCGAGGACUAUGAGCCUUCUGUCCUUCGUGGAAUUAUAUCCAGCUUUGACCGUCAGUUACGUCGUAAAUGCUAUGGACAAACAAUUUCUUUGGGCCCUGAAUUUGCCAAAAAUUCUUAUGUCCUAGAAUUGCUGUAUUACGUGUGCGGAGCAAUAUCUGUCAUCUGUGCGGUUGGAUUACUUUUAUUACCUGAAACAAUGAACAAGAAUCUCAAUGACAAAAUGAAAAAGGAAGUAGAAAUAAAAUUUCCCGAAGAUCUCAUAGAAGCCAGGUACACACGAGCUGGAGAAUAUAAACAAACUACAAUGGAAAAUGAAAUGAAAGUUUACACCAUUGACGUAACGUCUAUUCCAGAAAACAAAAGCUCUGUGGAGAACGUAACAAGUUCAACAAAGCUGUGA
Mercenaria mercenaria is the source of this 1569-nucleotide messenger RNA. RefSeq lists its product as uncharacterized. The record is from RefSeq and is a predicted model, not a curated record. NCBI's taxonomy places the organism in Eukaryota, Metazoa, Mollusca, Bivalvia, Venerida, Veneridae. The coding region runs from base 1 to 1569 and encodes 522 amino acids. The transcript has 8 exons.